Cladophialophora yegresii CBS 114405 is the source of this 273-nucleotide messenger RNA. Its product is annotated as acylphosphatase. The coding region runs from base 1 to 273 and encodes 90 amino acids. The transcript has 3 exons. NCBI's taxonomy places the organism in Eukaryota, Fungi, Ascomycota, Eurotiomycetes, Chaetothyriales, Herpotrichiellaceae. Gene Ontology annotation, molecular function: acylphosphatase activity. The record is from RefSeq and is a predicted model, not a curated record.
AUGUCCAAGCGAAUCGCUUUCACCGUCCACGGCAAAGUGCAGGGCGUUUGUUUUCGUGAUUUCGCCCAGAGUCAGGCUAGCAGCUACGGAGUCACUGGCUUUGUGUCCAACACUUCAGAUGGAAAAGUUGCGGGCGAAGCGCAAGGUGAUGAUGAAUCACUAAAGAAACUAAAGGCGGAUCUCAACGAAGGACCGAAAGCUGCUCAAGUCGUCAAGGUUGAGGUUAAAGACAUUGCAACCAAGGAUGGGGAAAAGUCCUUCAAUGUGGCUUGA